UGAGAUUUUUCUCUUUCUCUCCCUGUUGUGCUUUUCGUCUUUGUUUAUGGGAUUGGACAGGCGAAUGCACUGAUGGAGCCCUAGUGAGGAAGAUCUUUGCCUAGUGGAUUUGGGAGCAACCAGUUCUUGCCAUUGCCUACCACAACUCCAGCCCCCUGACACGGAUGGGCUUCUACAGCUCCGGGCCUUCUGAGCACACAACCUGCCCUCCUCUAGUGGGGCAUUUUAAGUUGUGUUCUCUUGUAAGCACUUCCUUUUUGCUGUCCUUAGAGGUUAGUGUAUGAGGCUUUUUAAUGCAUGGGAGAUGGGUCAGGACCAGACAAAGCACCAGAUAGAGAAAGGACUUCAUCUUUAUCAGUCUAAUCAGACCGAAAAGGCCCUGCGAGUCUGGAUGAGGGUUUUGGAGAAGUCUGCGGAUCCUGCUGGCAGGUUUCGGGUUUUGGGUUGCCUCAUCACUGCUCAUGCAGAGAUGGGCAGAUACAAAGACAUGCUGAAGUUUGCAGUGGUACAGAUUGACACAGCACGGGAGCUGGAAGACCCAGAUUACCUUACAGAGAGCUACCUAAACCUGGCUCGCAGCAAUGAGAAACUCUGUGAAUUCCAGAAAACAAUCUCUUACUGUAAGACAUGCCUGAACAUGCAGGGUACCACUGUGAGCCUGCAGCUGAAUGGCCAGGUGAGCCUGAGCAUGGGCAAUGCCUUCUUGGGCCUCAGCAUUUUCCAGAAGGCUUUGGAGUGCUUUGAGAAAGCUUUGCGCUACGCACACAACAACGAUGACAAGAUGCUGGAGUGUCGAGUCUGCUGCAGCCUCGGGAACUUCUAUACCCAGAUAAAGGACUACGAGAAAGCCUUGUUCUUCCCAUGUAAAGCAGCUGAGCUGGUGAAUGAUUACGGAAAGGGCUGGAGCUUGAAGUACCGUGCAAUGAGCCAGUAUCACAUGGCCGUGGCCUACCGGAAGCUGGGGCGCCUGGCCGAUGCCAUGGACUGCUGUGAGGAGUCCAUGAAGAUUGCCCUGCAGCAUGGUGACCGGCCACUGCAAGCGCUGUGUCUGCUAUGCUUUGCAGAUAUCCAUCGCAGUCGCAAAGACGUGCAGACAGCCUUUCCUCGGUAUGAUUCUUCCAUGAGCAUCAUGACAGAGAUUGGAAACCGCCUGGGCCUGAUCCAGGUGCUGCUAGGAGUGACUAAGUGCUGGAUGAUUCAGAAGGAGCUGGACAAGGCUCUGGAAAGCAUUGAAAAGGCACAGGAGCUGGCAGAGGGACUAGGGAACAAGCUUGGCCUGCUGAAGCUCCACUGCCUGUGUGAAAGGAUCUAUCGCACAAAGGAGCAGCAGCGAGAAUUGCGUGACCAUGUAGUGAAGUUCCAUGAAUGCGUGGAGGAGAUGGAGCUGUACUGUGGCAUGUGUGGAGAGUCCAUUGGGGAGAAGAACAACCAGCUCCAGGCACUACCUUGUUCCCACUUCUUCCACUUAAAGUGCCUCCAGACCAACGGGACCCGCGGCUGCCCCAACUGCCGCCGCCUGUCGGUGAAACCCGGCUACGUGUGACCGCCCGCGGGGCUCGGCGGUGCCGCGGGCACUGACGGAGCCGCUCCCGGGCCCCGCUGGGCCAUGCGGGGCCACCGGCGGCCGCGGGGGCGUCCUCGGCUUCUCCUGCGUGUGGCUCACCGCGACUCGGCCCGACCCCGCCGCCUUCCCCCUCGCUCCUCUGUACGGGCACUGACUGUAAUAAAGCUUUCUC
Molecule: messenger RNA, 1736 nt
Organism: Chiroxiphia lanceolata (lance-tailed manakin)
Lineage: Eukaryota; Metazoa; Chordata; Aves; Passeriformes; Pipridae
Gene: RAPSN
Product: receptor associated protein of the synapse
Exons: 8
Coding region: 281-1543 (420 amino acids)
Biological process (GO): chemical synaptic transmission
Cellular component (GO): synapse
Molecular function (GO): acetylcholine receptor binding; protein-membrane adaptor activity
Source: RefSeq, a predicted model, not a curated record